AUUUCAUGAGGGGCAAAGAGCUAAUUAGCUGAAGUUGGAGCAAAUUAAACAUACAAAACCCAAGAACAAACAUUUUUAAAAAAUUAAUAAUAUCGGUGGAACGAUUUCUAAAUCGUGUUCAUAAUUUUAAGAAGGCAAUGUUCCUGCUAUUUCACAUUUGCAUAAAAUGGCGUUAUAUGAAUAAAUAAGUUUUUUUUUUAAUAUGAAUAAAAAAGUUGAGCUGUUGAACAUUAAUAAAUAAUUGAAAAAAAAUAUUAAUAUUAUUUAUGAUCUUCCGAUUUCCAAAUUAGGAAAAUCAAUUUAGCCAAAAUAUAUGCUCUAAAAACUUAAAGAAAAUAGAUAAAUAAAUAAAUAAGCAAAGUCAUCACUGCAUUGCCAAUUUUUAACGAGAUCGCAUUUGUCGCCACACUAAUCUGCUCCAUUAAACUAUGAAUUAAGGGAAACAAUUAAACGAACAUUGAUUUCACUCCACAUUUUUUUUCCUGCAAUUACUUGUUUCACUGCUGAAUUCGUCGCAAAAUCAUCAAUUACUCAAUGGAUGAAGCUGUGGAUCAAAAGAGGGCUCUUGAGGAAUCCUGCAAAUCCAAAUGCACAAAGCCUUAUGUCGUAUACAAGCAAUGUGUUAAGAGAGUUGAUGGUGAUGAUUCUGGACAGAAGCACUGCACGGGGCAAUACUUCGACUACUGGUCAUGCGUCGACAAAUGUGUUGCACCGAAGCUCUUUCAGGAGCUGAAGUGAGUGCAUGGUUUUCCCGGUGGUGCUCUAGCGUCGCCCGUUUAUCUCCAUUGAUUGUCUUCUUUGUGUACGUAAACUAUCUCUGCUGCUGCAGGCUAACUCUUACAAUCUGAAUGCUAGUUAACUGUUGUUAACAAAACUUAGGCAUUCCAGAAUAAGUUUGGGUGCAUUUGUUGAGUACAUUAAGUUAUUGCAUUUUAGAGUUAGUGAAAUAACGAUUUGAUCAA
This is a messenger RNA of Salvia miltiorrhiza (redroot sage), 962 nucleotides long. RefSeq names its product cytochrome b-c1 complex subunit 6-1, mitochondrial-like. Bases 535 to 738 code for a protein of 67 amino acids. The record is from RefSeq and is a predicted model, not a curated record. Gene Ontology annotation, biological process: mitochondrial electron transport, ubiquinol to cytochrome c. The transcript is spliced from 4 exons. Lineage: Eukaryota; Viridiplantae; Streptophyta; Magnoliopsida; Lamiales; Lamiaceae.